This is a messenger RNA of Nannochloropsis gaditana CCMP526, 542 nucleotides long. RefSeq lists its product as uncharacterized. The record is from RefSeq and is a predicted model, not a curated record. The annotation marks the transcript as partial. The transcript has a single exon.
CUCGUCCCUCAACGACGGGGCCGCUGCCUUCGUCCUUAUGUCCGCGGGACGUGCCAAGGCCAUGGGACAAACCCCCCUGGCGCGAAUCUUGGGCUUUGGGGACGCGGAACAGGAACCGGUGGAUUUCACCACGGCCCCCUCCCUGGCGGUGCCUGUCGCUUUGCAACGCGCCGGCCUCUCCCUUGCCGACGUGGACGUACACGAGAUCAACGAAGCCUUCGCGGUGGUGGCGCUGGCGAACGCGAAGCUGCUGGGCAUACCCGAGGACCGGUUGAAUGUGAAUGGGGGGGCCGUAGGAUUUGGCCACCCCAUAGGGAUGAGUGGGGCGAGGAUCGUGGGGAGUUUGCUGACCGUUUUGAAGCAGGAAGGGAAACGGAUCGGGUGCGCCUCUAUUUGCAACGGGGGAGGGGGGGCCUCGGCGGUGGUGCUGGAACGGCUGGGAUGAGGAGGUUGGUUCUUUCUCUCCCUCGAUCGCUUCGUCCCUUAUCGCUCUCUACCCUCCCGUCGAGAAUGCGGGGGAGGAGGAAAAUAGUUGGCGUUUU